This is a messenger RNA of Drosophila grimshawi, 1812 nucleotides long. Its product is annotated as maltase A2. Gene Ontology annotation, biological process: carbohydrate metabolic process. The record is from RefSeq and is a predicted model, not a curated record. Bases 17 to 1717 code for a protein of 566 amino acids. Lineage: Eukaryota; Metazoa; Arthropoda; Insecta; Diptera; Drosophilidae. The transcript has 3 exons.
CUCAAACGCGAGCGACAUGUUAACGCGACUACUUCUAGGUCUGCUCGCAGCACUGUUGGUGAGUCCCACAAUUGGCUCCAAGGACAUCGAUUGGUGGGAGAAUGCGGCGCUGUAUCAGAUUUAUCCGCGAUCCUUCCAGGAUACCGAUGGCGAUGGCGUUGGCGAUUUAAAUGGCAUUACGCAACGUCUGGCGUAUCUGAAGGAAAUUGGCAUCACAGCCACUUGGCUAUCGCCGAUUUUCAAGUCGCCCAUGUCAGAUUUUGGCUAUGAUAUAUCGAACUUUAAGGAAAUUGAUCAGAUCUUUGGCACAAUGGAUGAUUUUGAUGCCAUGAUGGUGCAAGCCAAGAAACUGAACUUGAAGAUUAUACUGGACUUUGUGCCGAAUCACUCGAGCGAUGAGUGUGAGUGGUUCCACAAAUCUGUGCAACGACUCGAUGGCUACGAUGACUUCUAUGUGUGGCACGAUGGCAGGGUGAAUGCGGAGACGGGUGAACGCGAACCACCCAGCAAUUGGGUGAGCGUUUUCGGUGGAUCACAGUGGACCUGGCAUGAGACGCGACAGCAGUAUUUCCUGCACCAGUUUCAGGUGAAGCAGCCGGACCUAAACUUCAGUAAUCCCAUGGUGCGCGAGCAUAUGCUGGACGUGCUGGGCUUCUGGCUGGAUCGGGGAGUCGAUGGUUUUCGCAUCGAUGCCGUGCCGCACAUUUACGAGCUUCGGAAUGCCGAUGGUAGCUACCCUAACGAGCCGCUAAGUGGCUGGAACAGCGAUCCCAAUAGCUACGACUAUCUUGAUCACAUCUACACCAAGGAUCAACCAGAGACUGUGCAGCUAAUGUACGAAUGGAGGGAUUACUUGAUAAAAUAUCAGGCAGAGCAUGGUGGCGAGACACGUGUGCUCCUGGCAGAGGCGUACAGUUCAGUGGAAACGCUGAGCGAUUACUUUGGCAGUGGCGAGCGGCAGGGCACCCAAAUGCCUAUGAACUUUCAGCUGAUGUAUCUUAACGGCUACUCAACAGCCAAGGAUGUUGUCGGUGCUAUUGACUAUUGGAUGCAGACCAUGUGGACGAAUCACCAGACGGCCAAUUGGGUGGUGGGCAAUCACGACACACAGCGUGUGGCUGAUAGGAUGGGUGCACAUAAGGUGGAUCUGCUCAAUGUGAUUGUGAAUGCACUGCCAGGUGCCUCGGUUACCUACUACGGGGAGGAGAUUGGCAUGUCCAAUGUGAAGACUGAGUGCACUGAGAUCUCAUGCGAUGAUCGGGAUGGCGAAAGAACGCCCAUGCAAUGGUCUCCAGCUACAAAUGCCGAUUUCUCCACGGCUGAGAAAACUUGGCUGCCCGUUGGUUCCGACUUUCAGCGUUAUAAUGUGAAAACUGAAAGGGGCGUGGCUCGUUCCUCGUUGCAGGUGUUCAAGGGUCUGCAGCAGCUAAAGAGUUCCGCUGCUUUUAUGGCCUUCAAGCAGACGAAUGGAUUCUCCUACACGGCAGUCACGGAACAGGUCCUCCAGAUUGUGCGCACCAAUAAUCACAAUGAGGAGUAUCGCAUUCUAGUCAACAUGGGCAAUAAAAUGGAAAUAAUUGAUGCUCUGGUGGAUAGAGUAUUUGAAUACAUACUUGUGACGGCCUACUCUGUACACACACCUGGAGAGACUAUUGAUCUGAAAGGGCGAAUAAUACUGAUGCCAUAUGAAGCAAUCGUACUACGCUGGCUGGCCUGAGUCACGAGUUUGAAUUUAGUCAGUGCAUUUCGCAAUCUUAAUCAUGAUUGAAGCUAUGUGCCAUAUAACUCAAUUAAAAGCAGCUUGGUAGUUUA